Choloepus didactylus (southern two-toed sloth) is the source of this 813-nucleotide messenger RNA. Its product is annotated as protein Churchill-like. The transcript is spliced from 2 exons. The coding region runs from base 1 to 420 and encodes 139 amino acids. Gene Ontology annotation, biological process: multicellular organism development; fibroblast growth factor receptor signaling pathway; positive regulation of DNA-templated transcription. Gene Ontology annotation, molecular function: zinc ion binding. Lineage: Eukaryota; Metazoa; Chordata; Mammalia; Pilosa; Megalonychidae. The record is from RefSeq and is a predicted model, not a curated record.
AUGAGCCAAGAUGGAAAAAUCAAAUGCAAAGAGGUUUCGUCUUCCGGAAAGCGCUGGAGGAUGUUCCCUUUUGAGGACGUCCCUUAUGGGGACUGUGUGGAGAAGGAAUAUCCCAAUCGGGGUAAUACCUGCUUGGAGAAUGGAUCUUUCUUACUGAACUUUACAGGCUGUGCAGUAUGCAACAAGCGGGAUUUUAUGCUGAUCACAAACAAAUCCUUGAAAGAAGAAGAUGGAGAAGAAAUAGUUACCUAUGAUCAUUUGUGUAAGAAUUGUCAUCAUGUAAUAGCCAGGCACAAGUACACAUUCAGCAUCAUGGAUGAAUUUCAGGAAUAUACCAUGCUGUGUCUGUUAUGUGGCAAAGCCAAAGAUACUAUCAGCAUUCUCCCUGAUGACCCCCGGCAGAUGACUCUGUUAUUCUAAGCAUCCUUCUUCUGUUCUGUUGUAAUUAUGUCUGGUUGGUUUACAAUACCAGCAAGCCUGAUGGUUUGUUUUACUUAGUUUCUAUUGAAAAUUCUUUGCUUUUUUUUUCAGCUUGAACUUAUCUAUUCUUUGAAAGAGAAAGUAAUUUAGGGGAUUGCUGCUCUCUAAGGCUGGGCUCUUCUGUUGAUGAUAUUCCUAGUUCAUAUUAGUGCAACCAAAAUCAAGUGUCUUUAUUAGCUGUUUUGUGGCUUAAAAAAAAAAAUUCACUAGAAUGAGAACCUAAAAUCUUGAUUUCUAAUGCCAUUUUCUGAGAAAAGGAACCAGGGGUUCCUGGAGAAAUGGCUGAUUCUAGGAGGGCAGGAAUUAUGCAAGAUACGCCUGGAACAUCUUGUA